GGGCCAGCCCGCGUGCCUGUGGUCAGCUGGCGGGAAGGGGUGGUACCAUCCGUGCGAGACGGGGGUUUUGCAGGACGGGGGGGCAGACGCUGUGCCUUCGGAAUCCUUCCAUCGAAGGACAUAUAUAGCCAUAUAUAUAUUUAUAGAAUAUAUCCCUCUUUCCCUUAGGUUGUGUCUUGUUGUGUUCCUCGUGUCCUUGUCCCAGAGACCGGGGCUGGGGGGGUCCCUUUGUCCUGACAAGCAGCCCGAGGUGCCCCUCGCCUGUCCCGGGGCGCGAUGUCAGCGCGGCGCGCGCUGAAGGCCGUGCUGGUGGAUCUCAAUGGCACCCUCCACGUCGAGGACUCGGCCGUGCCGGGAGCCCAGGAGGCCCUCAAAAGGCUGCGCGGUGCCCCGGUGACCGUCCGGUUUGUGACCAACACCACCAAGGAGAGCAAGAGGGACCUGCUGGAGAGGCUGACGGGGCUGGGGUUCGACAUCGCGGAGCACGAGAUCUUCACCUCCCUGACAGCAGCCAGGAACCUCCUGGAGCAGCAGCAGGUGCGGCCCCUGCUCCUGGUGGACAACAAGGCCCUGCCUGAUUUCACAGGGAUUGGCACAGAUAACCCCAAUGCAGUGGUGGUGGGACUGGCUCCUGAGCACUUCCACUACGAGAUGAUGAACAGAGCCUUUAGGUUAAUUUUGGAUGGGGCGCCUCUCAUAGCCAUCCAUAAAGCCAGGUACUUCAAGAAGAAGGACGGCCUGUGCCUGGGACCCGGGCCUUUUGUGACAGGGCUGGAGUACGCGACGGACACCAAGGCCACCGUGGUGGGGAAGCCAGAGAAGACCUUCUUCCUGGAGGCUCUGCGGGGCACCGGCUGUGCCCCCGAGGAGGCCGUCAUGAUUGGAGAUGACUGCAGGGAUGAUGUUGGUGGUGCCCAGCAGGCGGGCAUGCGUGGGAUUUUGGUAAGGACAGGUAAAUACCGUCCAGCAGAUGAAGACAAAAUCAACCCGCCUCCCUACUUAACCUGUGAGAAUUUCCCAGAGGCAGUGGAACAUAUCCUGAAGCAGAUGCUGUGAGAAAGGGAACAGCUAGCUUGAAGAAACAUCUGUUUCACACCAUUUCCUUCAUUCUUGCUUCAAAAAUUAAGGUCCCAAGAUCAGUGCAUGCGUGGCAUCCAUCGGAAACCACCCUGGGCUGUGAGGGGCAGGGGAUCCAUGUGUGCCCAGCACACACAGGGAGUGUGGCAGUGUUUUCUUAUUUUCACUUUUCAAAGGAUUCCUGAUGAAAAGCCCCGUCUGGAAGGCGUCACCUUCUGCAGAACAAGUUAAGCUGAAAACAUGCACUGAAAAUGCUCAAGUAAAUAAAGCUCAAACACCAGCAGAGCCUCAGUGGGCCUCUGAUGAUUUCACUGAUGUUUCUGCUCUGCUCUGACUUAAAGGUAGAGAUUGUGCACAUUUAGAAGUGACUCUUAAAUGAAAAUACCACCAUUGCUUAAUAAUAACUACUGUGGCUGUCUUUCAUUAGAGCAGAUCCUGUUAUUUGCUUUUCAAAUUUUACAUAAAAUUAAAAACUGUCAGCAUUUUACAGAUGUUUUAAUUAGAUACUGUUAUUAAAAAGAAUGAUACAGAAACAAAACUCUGGUAUUAAAUGCCUUAGAGACUGUGACUUUUUAAAAUUAGGCUUCAGCAGGGUCCUAUUAAUGCUACAGUUGCAAAAUUUCACUGUUGUUGGGGAUUUUUUUGUUCUUUUUAAUGUUAUGGAAAAAAUCCUUCACAAGCCAUGGGGACAGAUUCCAGUUUUUACAGUUGGUUAGCAGAGCUGUAAAAUGAAAUUUAAUUCUGUAGCGUGCAAUGCUUUUCUUAUGCACUACAUCCCCCAAUAUGAACCAACUUUGUAAUGAUGGUAAAUGGCUUUUCUGGUCCAUUUGCAAACUGUAAUAAUCAAAGUCCUUUACAGUUGUUUUACAGUGCUCCUGUGUGUUAAAUUAUUAUAUUGUAAUUAUGCAUUACUGGAGUAUUAACCUUAUUGAAAAUACAGUUUUGUGUUAAUGAGC
This is a messenger RNA of Hirundo rustica (Barn swallow), 2033 nucleotides long. It is a transcript of the gene HDHD2, whose product is annotated as haloacid dehalogenase like hydrolase domain containing 2. Lineage: Eukaryota; Metazoa; Chordata; Aves; Passeriformes; Hirundinidae. Gene Ontology annotation, molecular function: phosphatase activity. The transcript is spliced from 7 exons. Gene Ontology annotation, biological process: dephosphorylation. The coding region runs from base 277 to 1056 and encodes 259 amino acids. The record is from RefSeq and is a predicted model, not a curated record.